AUUUUUCUCUUUCCCUCUUUUUUUCUUCUUUGUUCUUUCUGUCUGCAAUCCCAUUUCAUCUCUUUUGGCCUCAUGAGGGGUUGAACAAAUUUCUCUAAAAAUGGGUUGCAUCAGCUCCAAGAACGUCUCAUAUUUAGGGGACCAGAGUGCCUCACCGGUCCAAGACAGGGAACACGCCCCGGAACCGGACUUCUCCUCCACGAACCAGCACCAUCGAGUUUUUGUUGAUCAUUCAUUGGAGGCGAGUCACAAUAACAGGCGGUCAAGGAAAUCAAAAAGAUUGGGCGCUUCUGAUUUGAGGGUUGGUAAGAGCCUGCUUUCCGGGCUGGCUCAUAGGAACGUAGAGGCUGAGCAUGCCGCUGCUGGUUGGCCAUCUUGGCUUUGUGAGGUUGCGUCUGAGGCUGUUCAUGGGUGGGUUCCUCUUAAGGCAGAGGCGUUUCAGAAGUUGGAGAAGAUUGGACAAGGAACAUAUAGUAGCGUUUUUCGAGCGAGAGAAGUAGAAACCGGGAAAAUGGUGGCUUUGAAGAAGGUAAAGUUUGAUAAUCUUCAACCAGAGAGCAUUAGGUUUAUGGCAAGAGAGAUUUUGAUUCUACGCAAACUCAAUCAUCCCAACAUCAUGAAACUUGAGGGUAUUAUCACCUCUCGUGCAUCGAGCAGCAUUUAUCUUGUUUUCGAGUAUAUGGAACAUGAUCUUGCCGGUUUGUCCUCAAAUCCGGACAUCAGAUUCACCGAGUCGCAGAUCAAAUGUUACAUGCAGCAACUACUCUGGGGACUAGAGCAUUGUCAUAUGAGAGGCGUAAUACAUAGAGACAUUAAGGCCUCAAACAUUUUGGUCAAUAACAAAGGAGUUUUAAAGCUUGGAGACUUUGGGCUAGCAAAUGUGGUCACGGCUAAGAACAAACACCAAUUAACAAGCCGUGUGGUGACUUUAUGGUAUCGAGCUCCUGAGCUCCUUAUGGGAUCUACUAGUUAUGGAGUAUCAAUCGAUUUAUGGAGUGUGGGAUGUGUUUUUGCUGAAAUUCUCAUGGGAAAACCAAUCCUAAAAGGCAGAACCGAGAUUGAACAAUUGCAUAAAAUCUACAAGCUUUGUGGUUCUCCACCAGAUAGUUUCUGGAAAAAAACUAGGCUUCCUCACGCAACUUCCUUCAGGCCUCAACAUACCUAUGAAGCCACACUUAGAGAACGAUGCAAAGAGUUAUCAACAACUGGCGUUCUUCUAUUAGAAACUUUACUCUCUAUGGAAGCAUAUAAGCGUGGGACUGCUUCAUCUGCACUUAAUUCUGAGUAUUUCUUGACGAGGCCUUAUGCGUGUGACCCUUCUUCAUUGCCUAAAUAUCCACCAAACAAAGAGAUGGAUGCUAAAAAUCGCGACGAUAUGCGCAGGAAAAGGGCAAACCUCAAGCUUCGAGAAUCUGGAGUUGGCAGGAAACAAAAAAGACCACAUAGAGCAGAACACGAUCCAAAGGGUUACACUAAGCUGCCAAUAAGACAGGACACGUUUGAGAACAAGAACAUAACAACUGAGGCUUCUCGAGCCAUCACAACAACAAAUGGAAAUUACUAUAAACUCUCUGACCUCCCAAUGACGACAGGACCGGCUAGUGGUUUUGCGUGGGCUGUGAAAAGACGAAAAGAUCCUGAUAAUAUCUCCACUCUUACCUACUAUCAGCCAAGCUCAAGGAGUCAAUUGAGCGAAACAAGUGUCGCUUUUGCCAAAAACACUUUUGGUUUGAACCUCAAACCAGAAAAUGACUCAGCGUAUGAGAUUCAGGGAGACAACGAUGAUCAGAUUAUGGAGGACUUACCGAGUGAGGACAAGCUUAACCGUACCGGUAAACGACACGGAUCACUUGAUGGGUCUGGUUUGGCUUUCAGCCAAAGGGAGGAGGAUUCUCCAAUGAAGAAGAACUUAGAGCAUCUACAGUUCGGAAAACAGAGCAUAUCAGGACCGUUGAUAUUUAAAUCAGGCAAGAUCGACGAAAUUUUGCAAAGGAAUGAAAGUAAUAUCCGGCAAGCUGUCAGAAAGUCCCACUCCCAAAUGGAACAAGAUGACAGAUAA
Messenger RNA from Eruca vesicaria subsp. sativa (arugula), 2059 nucleotides. NCBI's taxonomy places the organism in Eukaryota, Viridiplantae, Streptophyta, Magnoliopsida, Brassicales, Brassicaceae. The record is from the annotation of a GenBank genome assembly.